AUGAAAACCAUCAUUAGCUCCGCUGACGAUAGUGUAGAUGACGAGAGCAUGUGUACCCUUGCCAGCACCCAGGGCUUUCAUUCUGGGCACACACCUUACAAGUGUAAUGAGUGUGGCAAAGCCUUUAAGCAGUUCUCCAACCUUAUGAGACAUCAGAGAAUCCAUACUGGGGAGAAGCCAUAUACAUAGAAUCUUGGUGGUAAAGUCUUUACUCAGAAUUCCCACCUUGUAAGUCAUGGUAGAAUUCACACUGGUGAGAAACCACACAAAUGUAAUGUGUGUGGCAAAGUCUUUAAUCAAAACUCCCACCUUGCAAAUCAUUGCAGAAUUCAUACUGGCGAGAAAUCUUACACAUGUAUGAAAUGUGGUAAGGCAUUUAACAAAUGUUCAUACCUUUGGGAUGAUGAAAGAAUUCAUAUUGGAGAGACACCUUACAAAUGCAAUGAAUGUGGCAAAGCCUUUAAGCAUUACUCACACCUCAUUAAACAUCAGAAUAUAUAUCCUGGAGAGAACCCACAUAAAUGUAAUGCGUGUGGCAAGGCUUUUAUUCACAGUUCAAGUCUUGUGAAACAUCAGAGGAUUCAUACUGGAGAGAAGUCAUAAAGAUGUAAGGAAUGUGGUAAAGCUUAUUUCCAAAGUUCAAGCCUUUUGCAACAUCAGAGAAUUCAUACUGAUGAGACACCACACAAAUGGCAUCGAAAAGAGGUUCUUGCUCGCAUACCUCUUCUCGCCGCGCGCCUGCGUAGUUUAUUUCAGACGCGGAAGCGGGUGGCGCGGAGUGAAAUUAAGAGUGAGACGUUAAGGUCCCUGCUCCUGCUCUUCCCACACCCGGAAAAUCCCGUGGGACUUUCCGGCCCUCAGGAUCUGCCACCGGCCGGGCGCCGGAGUCGGAUCCCCGCCUCGGCCUUUUUGCCCGCGGGCCGUGAAGACGACGUCUGCCCCGUCGUUUUCCCGCUGAAAACCUUCCUCUGCCCCCACCCACACUACGCCGGGUCACAUCUUCGCCCGGAGAUGGGGUCGGCCACUGUCGCCCAUUGA
This is a messenger RNA of Chrysochloris asiatica (Cape golden mole), 1038 nucleotides long. RefSeq names its product zinc finger protein 677 (gene ZNF677). The record is from RefSeq and is a predicted model, not a curated record. NCBI's taxonomy places the organism in Eukaryota, Metazoa, Chordata, Mammalia, Afrosoricida, Chrysochloridae. The transcript is spliced from 6 exons. Gene Ontology annotation, biological process: regulation of transcription by RNA polymerase II. Gene Ontology annotation, molecular function: DNA-binding transcription factor activity, RNA polymerase II-specific; RNA polymerase II cis-regulatory region sequence-specific DNA binding.